CCGCUGCAGUUCACUGUGUUUCCGUAGCCAGUUUGCUACCCGCUGAGCCCAGACCGGGGAAACAGCUCACGGAAACGAUUGAUCCCGAUCGAAUAACGUCAAAGCUGGCAACAUUUAAUGGCGGAUUAACACUGAUAUCGGAAAGGACUCGCUAAAUCAAUGUUCGUAACUCGGGUGCUUUUGGAGAGUGCGCUGGCAACACCCUCCGUAACAUUUGAGAUGUAUAGCUACAGAAAUAUAUUAACUGUGCGUUAUUUCGGCUAACUAGCUAGCAGCUACCUCCCUCUCUAUCCAAUUUAUGGUAGCUCGCUUAAUCUGUUUUCUCAACCGUCGAGUCUGUACCGGAGUAAAAUGAAGAAGUUUAACAUUAGAAAGGUGCUAGACGGCUUGACGGCGGCUUCUUCUUCCUCCUCCGCAACUGCCCAGCCGGGUACUCCCAGGGAAAACGAUGUUAUCCAGGAGACUCUCCAGUCGGAGCAUUUCCAGCUUUGCAAGACUGUGCGCCAUGGCUUCCCAUAUCAACCAUCCUCCAUGGCUUUUGACCCCGUCCAGAAAAUCUUGGCCGUCGGGACUCAGAGUGGAGCUUUGAGGCUCUUUGGCCGUGCGGGUGUGGAGUGCUACUGUCAGCAUGAGAGCGGUGCGGCAGUCAUCCAGCUCCAGUUCCUGAUCAACGAGGGGGCGCUAGUGAGUGCCUUAGCUGAUGACAGCAUCCACCUGUGGAACCUGAGGCAAAAAAUCCCUGCGAUCCUGCAUUCUCUCAAAUUCAACAGGGAGAGAAUCACAUACUGCCACCUGCCCUUCCAGAGCAAGUGGCUUUACAUCGGCACGGAAAGAGGAAACAUCCACAUUGUCAACGUGGAGUCCUUCACUCUCUCAGGCUACGUCAUCAUGUGGAACAAAGCCAUCGAACUAUCCACCAAAACACACCCAGGGCCUGUUGUGCACAUCAGUGAUAACCCCAUGGAUGAAGGAAAGCUUCUGAUUGGAUUUGAAUGUGGGGUUGUGGUGUUGUGGGAUUUGAAGUGCAAAAAAGCUGACUACCGCUACAAUUAUGAUGAGGCGAUCCACUCAGUAGCCUGGCACCAUGAGGGUAAACAGUUUGUUUGCAGCCACUCUGAUGGCACUCUGACCACAUGGAAUAUACGAGCCCAAGCCAAGUCUGCACAGAUCAUCACACCACAUGGAAAGCAGCCUAAGGAUGGAAAAAAGCCAGAACCAUGCAAGCCUAUUCUGAAGGUGGAGUAUAAAACAACAAGGGCUGGGGACCCAUUCAUGAUCCUGUCUGGAGGUCUGUCUUACGAUACAGUGGGGAGGAGAGCCUGUCUGACUGUGAUGCAUGGAAAGAGCACUGCUGUCCUAGAGAUGGACUACCCCAUCGUAGAUUUCCUAACGCUGUGUGAAACUCCAUAUCCAAAUGACUUUCAGGAGCCUUAUGCUGUGGUGGUCCUCCUCGAGAAGGACUUAGUUGUAAUAGACCUCGGACAGAUUGGGUACCCCAUAUUUGAGAAUCCAUAUCCUCUGACUAUCCAUGAGUCACCAGUGACCUGCUGUGAGUACUUUGCUGACUGCCCUGCUGAACUUAUUCCUGCACUUUACUCUGUUGGCAGCCGGCAAAAGAGACAAGGUUACAGCAAGAAGGAAUGGCCUAUUAGUGGAGGAAACUGGGGCCAAGGCACUCAGAGUUACCCAGAGAUCAUAAUCACUGGGCAUGCUGAUGGGUCGAUCAAAUUUUGGGAUGCUUCUGCAUUAAUGCUUCAAGUGCUGUACAAGCUGAAGACUGCCAAGGUUUUUGAGAGGGCUCGCAGUAAGGAGGAGAAGGCAAACACAGAUAUAGUAGAGGAGGACCCGUUUGCCAUCCAGACCUUGUCCUGGUGCCCUGAGAGCAGGAUGCUCUGCGUGGCCGGCGUGUCUGCCCACGUUAUCGUCUAUAGAUUCAGCAAACAAGAAAUCACCAUUGAAGUUGUGCAGCUUUUGGAGGUGCGGAUGCAGUGUGAGUUUAGCGAUGGUCACUCCCCUGAUCCAGGAGGGGAUCAGACCCCCACCCUGCCUACCCCGGGAGCUUCCUCCAGCCCUCAGGAGAGUGAGCCUCCCACUCAACCCUCCACAGGCAGCAACUCCUCUGACGGACCCCGGGACAAUAAACCAUGCCUGCAGGUGCGGAGCUCCCCGCUGAAGCAGUCUCCGGGCUACCAGGUGGAGCUGGUGAUCCAGCUGGUGUGGGUGAGCGGGGAGCCACCUCAGCCCAUCACCAGCCUGGCUAUCAACUCCUCCUACGGCCUUGUGGUGUUUGGAAACAGUAAUGGUCUAGCUGUGGUGGACUACCUCCAGAAAACUCUGCUCCUCAACAUGGGCACAUCGGAGCUGUACAGCCCAUCUGACCCCUACCAGAGGCAGCCUCGCUCGCCACGCAAAACACGGCAUCCCUCUGGAGACGAUCCAACUGUGACGUCUUGCAUGUCCAGACUUUCUUACUUGUAUUCUGAGUCUGUGAAAAAACUACGUCCAUCUCACUUGACAACGUGUGAUUCCAACGAUGGGUCCAACACCUCAGAGGACCGCUGCAAAUCACCUACUUCAGGAUCUACCUCCCCUUGCAAUUCUGAUGAUGAACGGAAACAGAAGUUCAUAGAGAAGGUGAAGUUCAAAAGCAGACGCUUUUCCAAGACGGUUGCCAAUGACUUUGCCAAGAUGUCACGGAAAAUUAGCUCGUCUAGCGAGCAAAAGCCAGACCUGGCAGAGGAGAGGUUCCAACGAUGGCGCGCUCUCACAAAUAAGAAGCACUUUUGUUAUAUGAACGAAGGCAAGGCGGCGGCCAGGAUGACCCAGAAGGGGGCCUUCUGUAGAACUAAAUCAGAUCUCAACUACUAUGCCAAGGAUAACGCUUUCACCCGCUCACGUAGUUCAAGUGUGACCAGCAUAGACCGAGAGUCCCGAGAGGCCAUCUCUUCCUUCCACUUCUGUGAGAGUUUCCCCAGGAAGACGGACAGCGUGGUCAGCCCCUGUCUGCUGGUGGGAACCACCCAGGGCACUGUGAUGAUGGUGGCCCUCAGCCUGCCGCCCCCUGGGGACCACAGGCUGCAGCAACCCGUUGGCAUCUCCUCCUGUGGCACAAUGGUCACACUCAAAGGAGGCAUUUUGACUAUGGCCCUGUUGGACAACACUGGAACUUUGCUGCCCCCUUCCUACGAGCCAUGGUACGACCCAAAUGCCUCGGACGAGGAGAAGGAGAAAAGCCGGAGGCGCAGGCCAGCCUCCCCUCCCCCGGCACAAGAGGGUCAAGAUUCCCAGUUCGCUGUGCUGUGUUCGGAGAAACAGGCCAAGGUGGUGGCCAUGCCCUCCCAAACCCGCAUCUACAAACACAGCAUCACCGAGUCCUCCUUCGUGCUGAGGGCUGAUGUUGUGCAGAUGGCCGGAGCUUACUGCAUCGCCUGUUUCUGUGCUAACGGCCAUAUCAUGACCCUGAGUUUACCCAGUCUACGGCCUCUGCUGGAUGUGAACUACCUGCCGCUGACAGACAUGCGGAUAGCCAGAACGUUCUGCUUCUCCAACCUGGGUCAGGCCCUGUACCUCACCUCCCCCACGGAGAUCCAGAGGAUCACCUAUAGCCAGGAGACCUGCGACAACCGGCAGGAGAUGCUCAGUGAGUUGUUUACCCCUGUGGAGACACCAGAGGCUCCUAACAAAGGUUUCUUCAAAGGCCUGUUUGGGGGUGGCGCUCAGUCUCUGGACAGGGAGGACCUCUUUGGUGAAACAGGUGCUGGUAAGGCCUCCCGUAGCCUGGCCCAGCACAUCCCUGGCUCAGGAGGCAUGGAGGGCAUGAAGGGUGCAGCGUCUGGGGUUGUGGGAGAUCUGGCCCGCGCCCGGAUAGCUCUGGACGAGAGAGGGCAGAAACUGGGCGAGCUGGAGGACAGAACGGCAGCCAUGAUGGCCAGCGCAGAUUCCUUUUCCAAACAUGCUCAUGAUAUGAUGCUGAAGUACAAAGAUAAGAAGUGGUACCAGCUCUGAUGGCAGCGUGUGGAGCAUCAGACUCUGUUAUCACACUCACCAGUAUCUCGAAGGAGCUGCAGGUCCUUCUUCUUCUCCUCUUCUUUAUUUCUCUCCAUGGGGUUCUGCUCAGCAGACUCAUUCUUUUAUUCUCAGCACAAUAUCAUAUACACUCUGCAUUACCUCAGUCACCAGAGGACUGCCGCGGAGUAGACACUGGCCGACCCAUCGUAAUGAGAAUGGAAAGAAAUGGAAGAAGAGAAGCUCUUAGGAAUCCCUCUUUCCGUUUAACCUUUGUUAGAGCGACAAUGUUCUUGCAACAUCAGCCCGCAGAACAGGAGAGAGGUGACCUUUCAUAUCCAUCAGUCACACACUCAUAUAUAUCUCAUAUCUACACACACUGCUGUUUUGUUCUAAAUGAGGAAAGACAAUUCUGCAAAACAUGUACUUGUGGUGGCCUGAUUGCAAUUGUUCUUUUUUUCCUUUCUCUACCCUUUAUGGUGUUUGCCAAACACAGUGGACUUAAAUGAGGAGAAAAGUCUGAUGAGCACUAGUCCUUCGAAUCUAAUUAAGUCCAUGAAGAUGUAAGUUUCUAUAGGAACGAUUGAAUCAAUGAAGGACUUGUGUUGCUGUUUGUUUUUCUGGUUUAAAUUAUUUUUUAAGGGUCCUUUUGUCAGUUUGUUUUUGUCAAUCCAAGAAAGGGCCUUUCAAGCACUGAGAACCGUAGAUACUAGACAGGGAGAUGAUGAAUAUAUUGCCUCUCACUGAAUAAGGGCUGGUAGUACACUAGUUCAUCACCGCCAAUUUCUUUUUCACACGAUUUUCCAACCAAGCUGUUUUAAGUGAGAAAGACAAAUGGCGUGUUUUCUGAGAGUCACUUUGGUUUUAUUUUAAAUUAGACUAUUUAUUGGAACCGUAUAGAUGGAUAGAUAUAAUGGAUAGGAAAUAAAAGAAGUUUCUAUGUUGUGCAUUGAAUUUUUUUUAAUUUUUUUUUCAUUUGGUCAAUUAAAUGCCCAAAAAAGUGAUGAAAAUGUUUACCCCUGAUGAAGAGUUUACAUUGAUCUAUCAGUAAAGAGAAGAGUUGAUACACUGGAAAACCCCUGAAGGUCCUAUAUUCUUCUGGCUUUCAACGGGCUGUAGCUAAGUCACGAAUGAGAAGGAUGAUGUGUUGUAGGGCAAGACAAAGAAUGUCCUUAAUGCUAUUAGCAUAAAUGUAUAUUUUGGUUACAAUUAAUUUUUUUUUAAUGUGAUAAAGAUUCUAUCUAUACACGAUUAUUCAAAUUUCUUUUUGCCAUUCGGUCUGUCAUAGCGGAUUUGUGUCUCGUCUCUCAAUGUGUAAGGAAAAAAGCAUGGGUCUCUUACAGCACAAUGGAAAUGGUGACGCUGUCUUUGUGUUGGUAGCUGCCAGUAGAAAUGACCAAGCACUACAGAGCGUUAACACGCAGUGCCAUUGGUCAUCUCUGAACCAUUCACUUCAAAUCAGUUUCUCUUCUGCCUUUGCCUCAUGACGCAUAUAGUCUAACGUGUGUGUGUGUGUGUGUGUGUGUGUGUGUGUGUGUGUGUGUGUGUGUGUGUGUGUGUGUGUGUGUGUGCGUGCAUACGUAUAUUCAGGAAUAUGUGUAUGGACGCCGAUAUUUAUAAUACGGCAUAGAUAAAGUGUAUUACAAUAGGUCUUUUGAGGUUUUUGUUUUUGCUUGACAGUGUUUUUCAAUGUGGUUCACUAGAAUUCUAUUGUAAUUCGGUUUCUUUUUCAUGAGGUGCAAGGAUAUGCUGCUAUUUGUGUCAAUGUAGGAGCAUUAUCUGUUGGUCUUUUAUUUUGAAAAGAGAGACAAGACUUUGUCAGUCCAGAUUGCUGCCAAAUGUUGUAAAUAACGGGACAGCUGGACACAAAUCUGACAGUGCAGGUUCAGGCAACGUGACCUACUGUACGCUUGCAGCCAUGUUCUUUUCCGACACCAAAGAGUUGCUUAAUUUCACAGAGUUGUCUUGAUUUUUCCUAAAUGGUAAGAGACCGUCUGGAUACCAUGGAUAGCACUCUUUUUAAGUCAAGAAGUCUGCUGUGUGGAGGGUGGAAGGGAGUGGGGGAGUGGAUUGGCUUUAGCUUCUUCUUCUGGGCAUGCCACCCUCAUUACCCAAACUGCUGUACAUGUGUUCAGAUAACGGGCAAAGUGAAUUUGAAGAGUUUAAUUCCAAAAUGAGAUCAUGUACCACUGAUGGAAAAUGGUUGCAGGCAUGAGGUAAAACUGUUAGAAGUUUUCAUCCAUUUUCAAAAUGUUUUUUUCCAAGAUAGAUAUACAGCAUUUUGGAAUAAAACACUUCACUUUAAGCUGGCUGAUUUUAAUCUACUCUACUGUGUACUGCUGCGAUAAACCCAUCUGAAUGAACAGUUAUGUGGGUUUUGCACUAUUCUUUUUUUUUUUUUUUUUUUUUGUACUUAAAAAUAAUUUUGUUUGUAUGGUUUUAAUGUGUUUUAUUUUUUCGUGUCCCGUUUUGCUUGUUUUUGAAAGGACCAAAACAUGACCGUACCUAUGCUUAUAACUAUGUCAUUUGCCAAUGAUGCUGAUUGCUUCACUCUCAGAUUUGUUUUCCACGUCAGGUUAAUGAUACUAUGAUAUAUUUAUAUAUUUGAAAACAAAUGUGUAUGUAUACAUUUAAUUUCAAUAAUCUAUUAAAAAUGAAUACCUUUAAUGUAAUUUUUUUUUCAAAUAACUCACAUUAAUGUCCAAACAAUGGUUGUGCAUAAUUAUCCAUCAUCCAGACAUGACAAUAAACCUUGUCAUGUCUUGGUUGUAUUGGUUAUAUAUUGAACAUGCUCAUUUCAGAUUCAAGCUUUCCUACUGCAGGAGGGUCAUCUCCUCUUGGUGGGCCGCUGAGUCUUUCUGCAAAGUGUGGCCUCAACUUCAAAGUGCUUCAGUUUGCAACAUAUAUGGUCAAAAUGGUCUCUUAUUGCACAUUGAAGGAUGCAUGAUAUUAGGUGUUUACAAACUUGAAACAACCAUGUAUUAUCCCUCUUAGAGAUUGUCUGUUGUGGGCAUUUUUAUUUACCACCAUGUUGAACAAAACUGAAGUUCUCAUCACACAUCUGAAGGUGUCCCAUUUUCAUUUAUUCAUGCCAUUUGUGUAACUGUGAGAUAUUAUAUUUAUUUUAUUGGUACAUCCGUUUCUGUUACUGUUUGCUUCAUGAAAUCUCUUGCUUUCCCUGCACUGUAGACAUGCAUAGAAACCGAAGCUAGGCUCACAGCACCGUGCAGGAGAACUCAAGGCCAUACUUCCAUCCAUCUGUCUGUCUUCUGGGAUGAAUAUCUGUGGAGUUGCAGUAUUUUCUCAUAGUAGGCAAUUUUUGUACAGUUUUAUUAAAACAAAUUUCACAUGGAUGUCUGACUUAAUCUGCUGCCACAAACAAUUUAGACUGUAGAUACAUUAUAUAUAGAUAUUAUUGUGCAAUGGAAAAAUAAAUGUAAAAUCAAUCAUAA
Messenger RNA from Perca fluviatilis (European perch), 7457 nucleotides. It is a transcript of the gene stxbp5b, whose product is annotated as syntaxin binding protein 5b (tomosyn). Gene Ontology annotation, cellular component: SNARE complex; cytoplasm; plasma membrane. The transcript has 30 exons. Bases 352 to 4005 code for a protein of 1217 amino acids. Gene Ontology annotation, molecular function: myosin II binding; GTPase activator activity; syntaxin binding. Gene Ontology annotation, biological process: regulation of protein secretion; regulation of exocytosis. The record is from RefSeq and is a predicted model, not a curated record. Lineage: Eukaryota; Metazoa; Chordata; Actinopteri; Perciformes; Percidae.